Messenger RNA from Zophobas morio, 1809 nucleotides. RefSeq names its product tRNA pseudouridine synthase Pus10 (gene Pus10). The record is from RefSeq and is a predicted model, not a curated record. The transcript has 6 exons. The coding region runs from base 271 to 1767 and encodes 498 amino acids. Gene Ontology annotation, biological process: tRNA pseudouridine synthesis. Gene Ontology annotation, molecular function: RNA binding; pseudouridine synthase activity. Lineage: Eukaryota; Metazoa; Arthropoda; Insecta; Coleoptera; Tenebrionidae.
UGAUUGGUUGUAUAAGUUGUACUUGUUUUAUGUGGCGAUACAGCUGUUCAAGUGCUUACUGUAUUUAAAUCGGCAAAAAACGCUUGUUUGAAUCAACCCUUGUCGAAUUAGUGGUAAAUUCACUGUUCUGUGGUGCUACCGUGGAUUCCCAAUCGCAAGGUUCAUAAUUAUAACAUAACCAACCAUACAUAACCUUGUUUCUUUCGCAAGUCAAUGUGUUCUCUUUUCUGUUGAAUUUGUGAUAUUUACAUUCUACAUUAGAUUAGAGAAAUGACUGAAACAGACUCGCAGGAUACUAAAGGUAUUGUAUUUAAUUUUUUAAUAGAGCUGGGUUGCUGUAAACGGUGCGCGUUACGUUUUGUGGGCGACAGCAAUACGAACUACGAUAAUCCAACUGAUGAUGUUAAGAAACUGACAAGAAAGGAUUUGGGUCAAAACAGUAAUGAUGAAAAUGUUUUUAAAAAAUCAAAGCCAAAUCCUUGUAUCAUUUGUUUGGAUUUACUGCAAGAUACCACCCUCCAAACAAUGAUUUUAAAUCCUGAACUAGAGAAAGUUUUGGAAUAUGAUUCUGAUACUUUCGUGAAUUAUGUAAGUCUUCCUAAAGCUGUUUUAAUAAGGGAGCACAGUAUGGAAAUUUGUGUGAAGGAAAAAUUUCCACAAUUCUUUAAGGAUCGCAACGUUAUUGCGUUAAAUAGAGCUUGGUCAUUGUCCAUUCAAAAUAAGUUAGCUCAAAGGCUGGAGAAAAAAUAUGAUAAGAAUUCGUAUCUACAGAUCCAGUUUAAUACAAGCUAUGUAUUAGAUAAAGAGGAGUCCUUAGUUAUGCUUCUGCUUGAAGACAAAUCUAGGAAACAUAGCAUCCAGCAUGACCCACUCAGCUGUAAAAAUGUUACCUCUUCAUUACAAACAAUCAAUUCUGAAUUAUUUAAACAGAAAGUCUCUAUACCUCCUGCAACUCCUACAAAAGCUUUAGAUGUGGAACAGGUAUUUUACAAACAUGAUCAUGUAUUUAUAGCAGGGAGAUACUGUAAAUAUGCCAGAAAUAUGUUCCAAACUCCUUGGUCAGGUGAUGAUAUUCAAGUUGAAAUAAGCUCUGUUCAAGAAAAAAUAUUUGAUCAUAUAGAAAACAGUUUCAGUUGUAGUGCUAUGGUUUUUUCCUCAAGUGGCCGCGAAGAUUUUGAUGUGCGAACUCUUGGUAGAGGGCGUCCCUUUUUUAUUAAAAUUUGUGACCCAAAAAGAACCAAAGUGUCUUUUGAGAAAUUCCGUCAAAUAGAGCAGGCAGUAAAACAUACAAAGGUAGUGGAAGUUAGGGAUUUACAAUUUAUUGAUAGGAGAUACCUCAGUAAUAUUAAAGAAGGAGAACAGUUUAAAAAAAAGACAUACAGGGCUUUGUGUAUUGUUGAUAAACCUGAAAAUUUAACAGCGUAUAUAGAUAAAAUUAAUAACAUUUCCGCAGUGACAUUGCAACAAAAGACGCCUCUUCGAGUAUAUCAUAGAAGAUCUUCUGAUAUUAGAGAACGACAGAUUUACAGUUUAAAAGCUAAAGUUAUAAAUGGUAAAAAGAACUUGCUUGAAUUGGAUAUGAUUACACAAGCUGGAACAUAUAUCAAAGAGUUUGUUCAUGGUGAUCUUGGCAGAACUACUCCAUCACUUUGUGAAAUUGUUGGGGGUUACAUAGAUAUUAUAGCUUUAGAUGUUUUGGAUAUUCACCUGGACUUCCCACCUUCAAUCAAUCAUAAAGUGAAAAAUCAUCAAACGGUCAAUUAUUAAGUUGUCAACGCCUACAUGUGCCUGAUAAAAAGUUAAAAUAAU